AUGCACAAGAUAUCCAACUUUACGGGCCAGGCCCGUCAUGGUUGGGAACGAAUGACUCCAACCUUCGGGAUGUCUAGGCCUCACACCGACAUGGCCUUUCGUCGACCAAAUGGUGCUCCCCCGAUGACACCUCCCUCCAGUAUCGAUCCUACCGUCAACCUUGCCUUUAACGUUCCAUUCUCCUCAACUUUGGCCGGUCCCGACGUUGACGAUGUCAUCCAUGCCAGCCCCGCCGCCCUACAACGUUGGACCUUUCCAGAAGGCACAUUAGAGGGAACCCCAGUCCAUCAGUUACCAGUACACACCAACAACGUCGAAGGUUUGCGAAGGCUAUGUCGCCAGAUUACCGAAACGAGUGGAGGACGUAUCGAAGCCACAGUAACUUCCUUGGAACCAAAGGCCGUGCCAUCGCCACAAAGACGCCCAAACGGCUUGGUGACAAAUGUGUGUGUCACAGGUGAUGGAGAGACUGUGCGCAAGAUGCGAUCCAAAAUAUUGAAUGAGACACCGAUAAUGCUGCAAUGUGCCACCGUCGAUGUCGAUAUGCAUUUAAUCAUGGAUGGAUCGCCAAAGGGGAUUCGCGCGAGCGUUCUCGAACACAUGGACACGUUGGCUGCCUACACCGGUACUGACAUCUUCCUGCUAACGCCUAAACUCCACGAUGCAGACAGCGCCGUGGUUUCUUCCUAUGGCUAUGCAUCGGACAAUGGCUUGGAGCAACGCUUCCGAGUCGCUAUUUAUGGCGACAUGGAAAGCUCUGAACACGCCAAGACCCGGGUCCUGAUCAUGAUCGAUCAAAUUCUUAAACGCCACGUCGAUGCCAUCAAACUCGAGUUGACCAUGCACACUUUGGUCUGUGGUCGCACGCGCAAAAACAUCAAGCUCAUCGAAGCAGCUACCGGCACCGCUAUUUACUUCCCCCCUCCUUUCCCUCGAAUUUUUGGCUAUACCCCACCUGGCGCAAAUCGACGAAGUGAAGACGAAGUCUACAUAACCGGCGAAACACCUGAGCAGAUUGCUCGCGCCAAGCAGAAGCUUCGGGAGUUAGUAUUGGGUGUCAAGAUCUACGUCAAGGAUGUCAUGGUGAACGCAAGCAAGAUCGAUAACAUUCUGCUUGAUCGCUUAGAUAAGGUCCGCAAGGUCAUGGAGAUGAACGGCUCCUACGUUCUUUUCCCGCAGCUGGGUAGCCAACGUGCUAUGGUCAGGAUUCAAGGCACUGAGGUUCUUCAUGUUGAGCGGACUGUUCGGGAAAUUAUGGCUUUGGCCGGUCAAUUCUACAGUGCUUCGUGGUGGAUAAUCAUGCCUGACCCCGCCCAGGGUGGCCUUCGAUCUCCUUCGGCAGCUGACGUUCGUUCCAUGCUCUCCGAUAUCUGCACCAAUUCGGAAGCAGAGGUCAGCUUUGACAAUCUGACCUUCACAAUCAACGGCUCCGACGAUGCCGUCAAGGCCGCCAUGACUGUUGUCAACCAAAUUCCGUUCGUGACCCGAAGUCAAUACCAGAUGCGCGUCAAGAUCGAGCUUGCCAACGAGCACAAGGAGUUCGUGAGUGGAAAGAAGAACGGAAAGAUCAACAAGAUCAUGGGCCAAAGCAAUGUUCAAAUCAUCUUCGACGGCUUUAACGAGUACAACUUUUAUAUCGAUGUGUGCGGGAACCAAUACGAGUCUACGAAGAAUGGCCUUGACUUGGUGGAGCAGGAGAUGCCUGCAUCUAUCUCAUUCCACGUUCCAGACCAAUAUCACAAGCGGAUCAUUGGAAUCGGUGGACAGCACAUCCAACGCAUCAUGAAGAAAUACUCUGUCUUCGUCAAGUUCUCCAACGCAAUGGAUCGUGGUGGCAUGGGCAAGGAAGAUGAUGAUAUAAAGGUGGAUAAUGUCAUCUGUCGCACACCCGCUCGCAACGCUCAGAGCUUGGAUCUUGUGAAGCAGGAGAUUAUGGACAUGGUCGAGAAAGUCGACGCCGAGUAUGUCUCGGAGAGAGUCGUCAUCAACCGACUGUACCACCGCGAACUGUUGGCUCGUAUCACGGAGAUCGACGAACUUGAGAAAAAAUGGAAUUGCAAGAUCGAAUUUCCCAGCACAGAGCUUGCUAGUGACGUUGUGGCCAUAUCCGGCCCCGAGUACCAAGUUCCCCAAGCCGUUGACGCUCUGCUGGGCAUGGUGCCGGAAAGUCAUGAGCUUCACUUCCAGAGCUCUGCCGAGCUGCGGGGAUACUUCAAAUCUCCAGACUUCCUCACGGAUGUUCGAACCAAACUCAAGGAGCAGUACGAGGUUGACAUCAACGUUGACACUAGCGCUGAUCUUCCAGGCCAAGAGGAUGAAUUAUCUUCUUCGCCUGAACCCGCUCCUGAGGAUCUCGUGGUGCUUGGCUACACUCGAAACAAUGCCGGUGGGCUGAAGGAUGCUAUCGACUUCUUGAUUUCUCGUUUGGUUGCCCAUGGGUUGGAUGCAAACACCGUCAAGGGUGCGAUCCCUCGCCCUAAGUCGGACUCGUUCGAGGAAUCCCUGCCCUUCUUUGACUCCAAGUUGUUGCAGCAUGCUCCAGCACCGUUAUUGACUGAUUCUCCCACCCGACCAAGCUUCGUCGAUGAGACCAGCGAUCGUGGCUCGAUCUUCGAGAGACUUCGCAAGCCCGGUAGUAUCUCAUCUUUCUCCUCGUUCAUUGGUCGCAAGAACCACUCGGCUUCCCCAGCAUCUUUCUUCAAGCAUGCGUCCAGCAAUGCCUCCAAAGCAUCGCUGGUUUCUAUGGAAUCCCGAGACAGUGGCUACCGUAACCCAUGGAACGACUCCGGCGUCAACCUCCCCGAGGAUGACAUGCCUGUUCUAGGGAGCUCGCAUAGCCACAAGAGCAGCAGCAGCAUCGGCUGGCCUGCCCGUUUUGAUGCCAAGUUUCCCUUCGGCACGGCGCCUGGUGACAUGACUCCCAAGCACGACCCCCGUGCCUCUUUUGAUAGUGGUCGCCCUAGCACUUCAAAUUCUACUUCUGGAUACCCGGCCCCAAUCGGGCCACCGCGUUAA
Penicillium taxi is the source of this 3015-nucleotide messenger RNA. RefSeq names its product KH domain protein. Gene Ontology annotation, cellular component: cytoplasm; nucleus. The transcript has 5 exons. The record is from RefSeq and is a predicted model, not a curated record. Gene Ontology annotation, molecular function: mRNA binding. The coding region runs from base 1 to 3015 and encodes 1004 amino acids. Gene Ontology annotation, biological process: nuclear division. NCBI's taxonomy places the organism in Eukaryota, Fungi, Ascomycota, Eurotiomycetes, Eurotiales, Aspergillaceae.